GACUGUGUAUUACACAGGAGUCUUGUUGGUGAUCUGAAAGCAUUCAUAGAUAAAUAUAGGUUUGAUGUACUUGUCAUUGUGGCCAACUGUUUGUCAGAUGAGAAGCAAACGAAACAACAAAUAGCAGUAUACUCGGAAAAUGUAGAGCUGGGCAGUCAAAUCUGCUGUGAAUUAGAAGAAUGUCAGAAUCCUUGCUUGGAGCUGGAUCCUCUAGAAUGUGAAUGUGAUCAAAUUCUCAUUUAUAAUCAAGAAAAUUCUUUGGCGACCUGUGAUCAAAUUUUUCUACUAGUUAAGGAAGUCAUAAAUAGAAGACAACCAGAAAUGGCAUCAAACAGUAGAACUUCUUCUACUGAAGCUGUUGCUGGAAGUGCUCCACUUUCACAAGGAUCUUCUGGUAUUAUGGAGUUAUAUGGGUCUGAUGUAGAACCACAGCCCAGUUCUGCAAAUUUUAUAGAAAACCCUCAAGAUCUAAAUGGAUCUAUGCAAGCUCACAUUGAUGUCAAUGUAGACCUUGUAAGCCCAGACAGUGGAUUGGCUACCAUCAGAAGCAGCCGGUCCUCCAAGGAGAGUUCUGUUUUCCUUAGCGAUGACAGCCCUGUUGGAGAGGGUGCUGCUUCCCAUCACAGUGUUCUGUCUGGCUUUGAUUCUUAUAGCCCUAUUCCUGAAGGAGCUAUAGCUGAAGAACAAAAUCCUCUUUCAGGAAACAAUAGUGAUAACUUCGACCUUUUCAGUUUUGAUCUAGCACCUGUGGUUGCAGCUCCAUCUGAGUCAUCUUCUCAUUCUGUUGAUUGUUCCCCAGCAGAUGACUAUUUCCUUAAUAGUGAUUUGUCGGAAGGGCAUCAACUGCCUGUGCAGAAAGAAAUUGAUGAGGCAAACCUCUUAGAAAGUGAUACAGCAAAUUAUUCAACUGAUUUGCUUAUGACAAAAAAUGAGGAAGACAACUUGGCUGAAUUUGAUGAGAAUCCAGGAGAAAUGUGUGAGAAAACUUCAAGUUUGAUCAAUUUAGUUGAAGGUGAUUCUUCUUCACCAGAAAUGUUGAAAUCUGCUGAAUCAAGAAUUCCACCAACUCCGAUGAACAGUCUUGUAGAAACUUCACCAUUAGAUAAUGGGCAGCCUUUAAUUUUCCCACAAGAUGUCAUUAAAAAAAUCAAUGAAAUAGAUGGCACAAAUUAUUCUCAGUCUCGUGUUAGAUACGGGAGCUGGUGGGAUGGCUUUGACCUAGAGUCCAGAAAUGCUGAUGCAUGGAGUUCAAGUGAGCAGGAAUCUGUGUUUCAGAGUCCUGUCUUAUGGAAGGAUUCUAAAGAAAGUCCCUUGCAACGAGAACAUAUUGAUAGAAGAGCCUCCGAUUCUGUGUUUCUCCAAAAACAGCCAAAGCAAAUGGAAUACACAAGAGAAGAUCUGUGGGAUAAUCAGUUUAAACAAGAUAAUUGGAACCAUGAAAAUCAAGAGAAAAACAGUGAACAUUCACGUUUGCAAACUGCGUCUUUAGAUGAGACAAAGCAAGAACUGGAGAGCUUUACUGAUCCAUGGAAGGUCAGUCAGCCAACACCUAUGAUGUCAGAUGCAUGGUGUAGUGGUGAAGGAAAAGGUAGUGAGCUAGCUGAAGACUCUUACAAACUCUGGACUCAGUUUGAUGAAGGAGAGACUGCUAGAUCCCCAGAAAAUACAUGGGACAUGGCCAAACUAGACAGAGAAAAAAGAUCAGUGAAUAUUCCUGAGGAAUGGGCCAUGUCAAAAACUAGUUUAUCAGGUUCUUCAGAAAUCACAGUGGACAAUGAUACUGAAAACCCAGAAAUGUGGGAUAAAGGAAGAUAUUAUUCAGUAAAAGAAUAUGGAAAAUCUGAAAAUGCAAAUUCUGUUUUGAACAAUAUGCAAAAUAAUUCCAAAUUGAAAACAGAGGAAAAAGCUGUAUUUGGUGACACUAAACGUAGACCCAAACAAUUUGAAAAUAUAGAUACCUGGAAUAUGUAUGAUAAAAACAUCAGAAAAGAAGUACCAGAAGUAGUAGUGCCAUGGGAGGAUAACUUCUUGUAUAAAAACUCAGCUCUUAAUUCUUCAAAUAUAGGGGAAGAUUUAGUUGUUUCUCCACCAGACACCAACUAUUCAACAUCUGAUUCAUAUGUAUCACCUACAUAUGUGGAAGAUGAAAGAGAAAAUGAUUUUGAUGAAGAAGCAGUUACUGGUGAAUUCAUGAACCCGAAUUUGGCUGAGCCAAAAGUACUUGAGAAAGCAAGUAAGGAGCCAUUAUCUCCUAGCAACAUGCCUUUUUCAAGCAUCAGAAAUACAGACAUCUGGAACACUCCCCUAAAUAACAUCACCCAGUUACAAGAAAGAAAUUCUGAAAUUACUGCUCUUUCUGCCUCUGCUAAGCCUUUCCUUAAUCCAGAACAAUCAGCUAAUCUAUGUUUUUCAUCUGAGACAUGUACCAGUGAAAAUAAUUUUUCUGUGGCUGGAAACAGAAGAAUAACACCAGCAUAUAAUCAAACAGUUAAUGACUUAUCACUACCACAGAGCAAAUUAAAUACUAGACAGACAUCAGCUGACAAUGCAGAAACAGUGGUCACUGUUCCUGUAGAAGACACAGUCACAUCUGUGCCAACUUCAGACACUGGUAAUAGUUUGGAUCUGAAAACAUGUGACUUAGGAAGUGAGACACUUAGUAAGAAGGCAGCACAGAACUUUGGUGGAGUUGAUGGAAAGCUGAAUACUGAGGAUUCAGUGCAGCAGCAGAACUCAUGGAGUCUGCAAAGUGAGCAGGGUUGUGAGGAAGGCUGGGACAGUGCCGUUGUCAUCUCUCAGGAAGGAAAAGAAUGUAAUAUAACACCUGAGAUAAGUGGGCAGCAGAUGAUUCAUGACAUUUGUAAUAAACCAGUACAAGAGGUCAGUGAAUCUUCAUGUAAAGCAGAUUUGGAAGGGAAUUGGUCAACAGCUGAAGAUCCCAUCUCCCCUGAAAAAAUGAGGAGAAGUGUUAGUUUGGAAGUGUUAGUCACAGAGAAUGAGUCAUUUUCCAAUCAAAGGAGUCCAAUUAGUCAGGAAGAGAGGAAAGACUUGUUGCAAAAUAAUGUAGAAUCUUCCUCAAGUCCUUCUGAAGAAGGCAGAAAUUAUGAAUCUUUUAAUGAUCCCAUACCACAAAAAUACAAUUACGGUGAAACCUCACAGCUGCUUUCUGAGCGAGUGGAAAAGGAGGCUACGAUGAUGGAUGAUGCGACAAGUUCCAAGGUGGAAAGUGUCUCUGAAAGUUCUGAUAAGGGUAGUGAUAAUCCUGAAAAUAAUUCUUCUAAAAUGUCUACAGUCUCAGGCAUCUGGAAUGACUCUGGAAAGAAUAGUUGUGGCUUAGCCACAUCAAUUCCUUUGAUGAAUGAACCACAAGAAACACUGGGACAAAGGAAAGAAGGUUUACAUGAAGUGGCUCCUAACCACACAGUCAUUUCUACUUCAGAGUUAGAAUCUUUCAAAAAUAGCUCAGAGCUGGAGAGGACUCAUGAAAAUGCUUUCGUAGAUGAGUUUAAGAAUAGUCCUUCUUCUGGGUAUGUCAGUGUUCCUGACAUUGCACAUAUGUCUGUGGUGGAAAAUUCAUUUUCACAUGAAGCAGGUUCUGGGAGAAAUGAAAACUCUGAAAAUUUAGAACCUGCUAAUAAUCUUUGUGGAGAGCCAUGUGCAGUGCUUAAUGACAGUUUUCCCCAAACUGCUUGGAAUUUACAGCCACAUGAAGAUUUACAAUCCCCUGGAACAAGUCCUGAGGCAAGUGAAGUCCUUGAAAUGGAAAACACCACAAGCCUUUCAAGGGAUAUACAGUUAAAAAGCUAUUUGGAAGAAGAUACUGUGUGGAGUAAUUCAAUAAAUGAUUAUGCACACUCAAGUGGAACAAGUCCUGAUUUAAGUGAUACAUCUGUGAAUGUGUGGGGAGACCUUUCAGUUGCCAGUCAUGACAAAAGAAAGAGGGAUAUGUGGGAGAUUAAAAACAAUAAAAAUCUUGAAGAUUCUUCUAAAAACAAUGAAUUUGGGAAUGAAUGUGGAGAAGGAUUUGAAACAAGUGCUGAACAGAAUGAAGUUCCUAAAAGCUUAGAUUUUUGGAAUGCCCAUGUAGAUGAUGAUACUGUAUCUUCUUUAUCAAGUCCUGACAUAAAUGAGGAUUCAGAGAAUUCAGAGGCGAGUCCAGAAGUGAUUCAUGAAGAUUCGAUGUGUGAAAACAAACAACACAAAGCAUCUGAAAUUGGAGAGGAUUAUGCUCAGUCCAAUGCAACAAGUCCAGAAGGAAAUGAAGACAAUAUAGGUGCAAAGACUAAGGUGGGAGAGGAGGUCCAGGUCAUCUUCAGUGAAAAUUCUGAAACAAUUAAAGCCAGGAAGAUAGUGCAAGAGGAUGUGACUAUUGACUCUGUUGCACAUAAUAAGACUUCUGAAUAUUUAGGCCAGUGUGAAACACUUCAGAAAAACGCUCAAGUGAGUAUUUUCAAUGAAAAAACAGAUAAUGGAGGAGACUCAUAUUUGUAUCAAAUGAAUGAAGAUAUGACACCGACUUUUGCUGUUGAUGAUAAAGAAGAGUAUUCUUCAAAAGCUGUAGAUGUGUGUAGUAUGUCAUUGGAAGCUGAUUUAAGAACUGAUCCAAUAUCCACAGUUGGAGCAUUUGGUUUUCCAGAUAACAGUUCAGAAUGGUGGAAUUCACAACCUUGUGAAGAAAAGCAAUUGGAAGAUCAAUAUUCUGUUUCAAGUCACUCUGCAACAAACGAGUUAACAAAUAGUAAAGAGGACUCCUGGGGUUCACCUUCACAUGAUGAACAACAAACAGAAGCACAUUUCACUAGUACAGGUAGCGAUGGAAAUCAGCCUGCCUCCUUGUACUGUGACGAAAAUGAAAGGCUAGUACAUCCUAUCAAUAGUCCUGAUAGUCAGAUAAAUCAAGACACUGUACAGUUCAAACAAUCUGAUCCUUUCAUACGGGAUAAAGAAGAAAGGGGCUCGAAAGAGCAGUUGUUUCCUACAGAUAAGAAAAAUCAACUGACUCCACAGAAUUCUUUUUCAGAUGUGGAAGGAGCUGUACCAAAUACAUCAGUUCAAGCAAUCACUGUACUGGAUCUACCAAAAGACAAUGAGGGAAAUGCAAGCCGUGUUCCUGAGGAACAACAGCAGGACACUUGUGAAAGAUUAGAGGUGCACAGCUCCCUGCCAGGUGCUUUCACUGUGGAAGACGUAUCUUUUGAAAUGACAGAAAAGUCAAGUCCAGGGUGGAAUAUAUUAAUUCCCCAAACUGCACAUGUCCCAGAUAUUUUACAGGAUAACACACAAGAAAAUAAUCAGCUGUUUUCAGUAGAACCUGACCUGUGGACUAAUGCUGAGCAGAUUGUCACUUUGAAACCAGAUGGUGAAAAUCCUGAUAUAUUAAGUCACUGUGACCAAGACAAUGGUUCAGAGUCAUCAGGCAGUCCUGAUGUGUGCCAGGAGCAUAGAGCUAAGCAUGCCUCUGCCUCACCUGCUCAGAUUGCAGUGGAAACUGAAGCCAAAGAUAGUCGGCCGAUUCAUGCGUGGUCAAAUAUGAGUAAAGAGGCAGGUUUUGAUUCAGAGCAUCAGUUAGUAAUGCAGAAGGUGGAGACACACUCUGAAAGUGUUAGUCCCCAGGACUAUGAACUGGAAAAGACUGAUGAAUUCUAUGAGCUGUUCCCUGCUAAUACUCAAGAGCCUCCUGAAUUUGCAAUUUUGGAAGAAUCUGAUCAGGAAAAUAAACCGGUUAUUGACCAAAUUGAGCCGACUGAGAUUGCCAAUGGAGCUAGAAAAGUGACAUCCUUAGAUCUGAAAGACACAUUCUGUGAAAAUUUCACCCAUGCAAGCCGUCAAGGAACACCAACUGAUACAGCUCAAAUAGAGACCUCUCAAAUGCAUUUGUUUCCCAUGGAUUUCACUCAACCUGAUAGGGCAGAACAAAGCUUAAAAGAAAUUAGUGCCUUGGCUGAAGUUGUAGAAUAUUCUGAUACUGUCCGUAGAAUAACUGGUGAUAAGCUAGACAUGUCAGAAGAACAUGUGGAUGAAUCUGAGACAGGGGUAGAACAUAGCAUCAGGAACACAUCAGUAACUAAUGUCCUGGCAGACACAUGUGGUGGAAUGAACAUGCUGGCAGUAGUAGCUAGUGAAGCAGCAGAAGGGGAAUCAAAGGAUGGAGAGAUACACUUUCCCAAAUCGUUUCUACCUGGUGCUAAUGAAGGCCAUGAAUCUGAUUCAAAUAAUCAACUGUUUGGUGACACACCAAAAGAAUAUGAAGCUGUAAUGGAAAAUUAUGUUCCUGUGUUUAAGGAAGUGCCCUGUGACCAAUCACCAGUGGUGUGUGUUCCAUCGUCCUCUGCAUCUUUUGAUGCCGAACUCUCUGGCAGCAGAGAGUGUGCAGAGGGUGAGAUCUUGUUACAGCAGCCCUUUUAUGACAGUGUUUCUUUGGAAAAACCUUUACCACUGCCAGCUCCUUUGAAAGGUUCAGAAGACAUCCUAGUGACCAAAGACAGCAGCGUUAAAGAUCAGGUGUCUGAAACAUCCACAGAGUGCCUUCAGGAAAAUCACACCUCAGUACCUUUGCUCUCCGGGUCUGAAGUAACUCCAGGAGAUUCUGAUAUUCCGGCAGGAAAAUCUGAAGCAGAAACAAUAGAUUCAGACUCACCACCAGGUGGAGAUAGAAGAUCAUCCGAUGAAGCUGGCACUGACUCCCUGCUUUGUAAAGAAAAUAAGCUGAGAGAUUCCUCUAAGAGCCCUGAACUGGAAAGUACAGAUGGUAAGGAAGAUGUGACGACGCAGGUGCUCCGAGAUCCAACUUCACUGGAGAUGGAUUACAUCCUUGUUACUGAGGAAGAAAAUACACCUUCUACGAAUGAUACCCUUGAAAGAACCGAAAGUAAUUUUGCAUUUCAAGAAGCUAAUGUAGCUGAACAGACAGAAUCUGAUGAAGGCUUUUUGCCAGGCUCCUUGGAUACCUUUCAGACAAUCUCCACUACAAAUGAAAGCAAAGAUCACCCUGUUCGUGGGACUGGUCAGGACUCCGUUCACUUAGAAGAAAAAGCUAUUUCUGUCGUGCCUCAAAAGCUGGAUGGUGAAAAGAGAUCACAGGAAAGCUGUGGGCGAGAUGAGGGUUGGAUUAUAUUGGGCCAAAAUGAAGUAAGUGACGUAUCACCUGAAGAAAUUUCUGCCGAUUCAGAAAUGCCAAAAUCAGGGUCUGGACAUCCUGGCGAAGAAAUGGCAGUUGUUGCAGCACAGGAAUUGAUUCAUGACACUUGGAAAGAAUUUCGGGCAGAUGGUGGUGAUGGUGCAUGGGAAGCAAAUUCUCAACAGAAACUUGGAAAUAACAUAGCAACAGAACAAGAAUUGAAGGAGGAAACUGUUCUGCUCAACAAUAACAGAGAACUCAGUCAAAAAUCAGGGUUGGUACAAGAGGAUAUGGGAAUGGACAUCCCCUUAGGUGACGGUGUACUAAGCCCCAGUUCUACCGAGAUGAGACCAGAACCUCCCAAUUCGCUUGAUCUUAAUGGCUCCCAGCCCAGAAGGAUAAAGCUCAUUGCUCCAAACAUCAAUCUCUCCUUAGACCACAGUGACGGGUCUAUGCUUUCUGAUGAUAAUUUGGAUACACCUGAUGAAAUUGACAUCAAUGUAGAUGACCUUGACACUCCUGAUGAAGCAGACUCGUUUGAGUACACUGGACAAGAAGAGCAGACUGCUACCAACGUUGCUUUCCAGGAGGAGUCUGAAUCAAUUCCAGAGUACACUGCUGAAGAGGAGAGAGAGGACAACAGGUUAUGGAGAACAGUGGUUAUUGGAGAACAAGAACAGAGAAUUGAUAUGAAAGUCAUUGAACCUUACAAAAAGGUCAUUUCACAUGGAGGAUACUAUGGUGAUGGUCUGAAUGCCAUCAUUGUGUUUGCAGCGUGCUUCUUGCCAGACAGCAGUCGAACUGAUUACAACUAUGUCAUGGAAAACCUUUUCCUCUAUGUGAUCAGUACCUUAGAGCUGAUGGUAGCUGAAGACUAUAUGAUUGUCUACUUGAAUGGAGCAACACCAAGAAGGAGGAUGCCUGGAUUGGGUUGGAUGAAAAAAUGUUACCAGAUGAUUGAUCGACGAUUGCGGAAGAAUUUGAAAUCAUUUAUAAUUGUUCAUCCAUCAUGGUUUAUCAGGACAAUUCUGGCUGUGACACGACCUUUUAUAAGCUCUAAGUUCAGCAGUAAGAUACAGUAUGUGAACACAUUGGCAGAGCUUCGUGAGAUGAUUCCAAUGGAAUACAUCCAUAUACCAGACAGUAUUGUCAAACUGGAUGAAGAGCUGAGGGAAGCUUCAGAAACAGCUAAAACUAGCUGCCUCUCAAAUGAUCCAGAAAUGACUUCAGUGGAGCAGGAGUAA
Molecule: messenger RNA, 8361 nt
Organism: Acanthisitta chloris (rifleman)
Lineage: Eukaryota; Metazoa; Chordata; Aves; Passeriformes; Acanthisittidae
Gene: PRUNE2
Product: prune homolog 2 (Drosophila)
Exons: 13
Biological process (GO): apoptotic process
Cellular component (GO): cytoplasm
Source: RefSeq, a predicted model, not a curated record